Messenger RNA from Crotalus tigris (Tiger rattlesnake), 5253 nucleotides. RefSeq names its product ERCC excision repair 5, endonuclease (gene ERCC5). Bases 185 to 3532 code for a protein of 1115 amino acids. The transcript is spliced from 16 exons. Gene Ontology annotation, molecular function: DNA endonuclease activity; single-stranded DNA binding. The record is from RefSeq and is a predicted model, not a curated record. Gene Ontology annotation, biological process: nucleotide-excision repair. NCBI's taxonomy places the organism in Eukaryota, Metazoa, Chordata, Lepidosauria, Squamata, Viperidae. Gene Ontology annotation, cellular component: nucleus.
AUUUGUGACGUAAUAACGUGGCGCCGGCUGGCUGAGCGACGCUUUGUUUUCGAACGCUCUUCCCUGUAUCUUCUAGUUUCCCGGCUGGAUUCCGUCCUCCGUUUUUCACGUAUUUUACUCAAGAAUCCCAUCUUCUUCGCUUUAUACAAACAGAUUUAACUUUCAUUAUAUCACCUAAUGAACAAUGGGAGUUCAUGGGCUUUGGAAGUUACUGGAAUGCACAGGAAGACCUAUAAACCCAGAAACACUGGAAGGAAAAAUUCUUGCUGUUGAUAUUAGCAUUUGGUUAAAUCAAGCUAUUAAAGGAGCAAGAGACCGCCAUGGAAAUUCCGUUCAUAAUGCGCAUCUCCUGACAUUAUUUCGACGACUUUGCAAACUGCUCUUCUUUCGGAUCCACCCCAUUUUUGUUUUUGAUGGAGAAGCUCCUCUAUUGAAGAGGCAAACUUUGGCUAAACGAAAGCAGCAAAAAGAAGCUGCAGCCACAGAUUCAAAGAAAACUAAGGAGAAGAUUUUGAAAACUUUCCUGAAACGACAAGUGAUCAAGACUGCUUUAGCAGGCAAAAGCAAUGCUGAAUUUCCUAGUCUUGCAGAAGUAAGAAGAGAAGAGGUGGAUGACGUUUAUGUGCUCCCUGCCUUACAAGAAGAUAAAAAAAAUAGCUCGGAAGAGGAAGAGGAAAAAGAGUGGGAAGAAAGGAUGACCCAGAAGAAAAUAUUGCAAGAAGAAUUGCUUGAAAACCCUCAUUCUGUAGAUGUUGAAUCAGACGAUUUCUUGAGCUUGCCUCCUGAAAUAAAACAUGAGAUCCUCACUGACAUGAAGGAAUUCACUAAACGAAGAAGAACAAUAUUUGAAGCAAUGCCUGAGGAAUCCAAUGACUUCUCCCGGUAUCAGCUCAAGGGUUUGCUUAAGAAAAGCAGUUUAAAUCGACACAUAGAAAAAGUGCAGAAGGAGAUGAAUGAACAACACUCUGGCCAAAUCCAGCACCAGUACGAAGAAGAUGGGGGUUUCUUGAAAGAAUUGGAAACCAGGAGGGUUGUAUCUGAAGAUACAUCUCAUUACAUCCUAUUAAAAGGUACAAAGUCCAAAGGAGAUACUUCUAGUUAUGUGGCAUCUGCAAUCCAUUCUUCUACAAUGCCAAAAGAUUUAAAACCUAGCAAAAAUAUUAACAACCUGCAAGUUAAGCCAGUCUCAUGUGACCUUUCAAUGGAAUCAACCAGUAGUACUUACUCAACACCCCCUUCUCCCAGAACAAUGCUUGCUAUCCAGGCUGCUAUGUUGGGAAGCAGUUCAGAAGAUGAGUUGGAAGAUGGAAACAAGAACCGCCCUAAUUUAGACAAGUGUGAGUCCAUGCCCAGUGUAGGCAGAGGUAACAUGUCUCCACGAACAAUCAAGGCUAUUCAGCAGGCAUUAUGUGAGGAGGAGGAGGAGGAGGAGGAGGAGGAGGAGGAGGAGGAGGAGGAGAUUAUCAAUAGGACUACUAUUACUCAAGGACAGAGAAAGUCCAUGAAGGACCAUCUUGCCAGCAGUUCAGAUGAAGGAGACCAAGUUCCUGAAGAUCAGAAUGAAAAACAACUUUUACCGGUACAGAAAUUGGAAAGUGGAAAUAUUAAAAAAAGCCCAUGCAUUCCUGUUGUGCAAAAAAGACUUUUGUCUGGGGCAGAAAAUGAAGAAAAAAGUGUGGAAACUAGGAUUUCUCAAACAGAUGUAAGUCCUGGACAAUGUCAGAGUCCAAACAGCAGGAUAAAGCAGCCAGAAAUUUCUUUGUCUCCAAUUCCUUCAGUUAGCUCAAGUCAUUCAGGAUUUGCACAGUUAGCCCAAACUGGAAGACUUCAGUGUUUAAAGGAAUUGGCUAGCCAUUCAGAAAAAAACAUAUCCAGUACACAGAAUGAAUUUUUGUUUGCUUUAGAUACUCCUAAACGUGAAGAGUGUUUGGAACAUCAAUCACAGUCUGAAGAAAGUGAUUCUGAUGGAAGUUUCAUUGAAGUAGAGACUGAACCAAGUGGUGAACAAGAUGGGACAUCUGAGACAUCGCUUGCCUCCGCUGAAGAGGAGGUUGGAGCGGUGGCUGAAACUUCAUUGGAAAUGAGAGAAGAGAGUGAGGGUGCUACAGAGAAUAAAUCAAAAAAUGGUGAAGAUGCAGAGCUUGCUAUGCAACAAAAUUCUGGAAUGGAAAGCACAGAGAAAACUGAAAUUAAUGAAUGGCAAAAUAUUAGUAUGGAGGAUUUGGAAGUCUUGGAAACAAACUUGUCUGUUGAACAAACAGCCCUUCAGGCUCAGAAACAGCAGCAGGAACGUACCGCUGCCACCGUGACAGGGCAGAUGUUCUUAGAAAGUCAGGAACUUCUGCGCCUCUUUGGCAUUCCAUACAUUGAGGCUCCAAUGGAAGCAGAAGCUCAGUGUGCUGUCUUGGAUCUUACUGAUCAAACGUCUGGGACAAUCACAGAUGACAGUGAUAUUUGGUUGUUUGGAGGACGUCAUGUGUACAAAAACUUCUUCAGUCAAAGCAAGUACGUCGAAUAUUAUCAGUAUGUGGACUUCCAAAAUCAGCUAGGCUUGGAUCGAAACAAGUUGAUUAAUCUGGCCUAUCUCCUGGGCAGCGACUACACUGAGGGCAUCCCUAAUGUUGGCUAUGUAACUGCAAUGGAGAUUUUGAAUGAGUUCCCUGGUCGAGAACUAGAGCCUCUCUUGAAACUCAUAGAAUGGUGGGCUGAGGCUCAAAAGAAUAAGAAAAUACGUCCCAAUCCAUAUGAUACUAAAGUGAAGAAAAAACUGCGGAACAUAGAAAUUGCUACUGGUUUCCCAAAUCCUUCUGUGGCGGAAGCUUAUUUGCACCCUGUGGUGGAUGAGUCAAAGGGAUCCUUUACUUGGGGAAGACCUGAUGUGGAACAAAUUAGAGAAUUUUGCCAAAGUCAUUUUGGAUGGACUAAAUUAAAAACUGACGAAGUUCUCUUUCCUGUUCUCAAACAACUGAAUAUUCAACAGACUCAACUGCGUAUUGACUCAUUCUUCAGACAGGCACAACAUGAAAAACAAGCCAUCAAGAGUCAGAGGCUUCGCCGAGCUGUGACUUGCAUGAGGAGAAAAGAGAAGGAAGAAGAAGACAGUGAAGUCCAGGAGGCAACUGCUGUCCUAGAAGAAGAAUUGAAACAGAGGAAAGGGCAAGCAUUCAAUAAAGGAAGGGCUGGAUGCCAGAGACGAGGAAGCAAACGGAAAAAAUGUCCACCAUCUGAGCAACCGAGCUUUCUGUGUGGUGGCUUCAUAGGAGAGGUUCUGCUCUCGGAGGCAUCCAGCGAGUCUUCAGCUGAUGAUUUGGAGAAGGAAGUUUCCAGAAAGCACAGAAGAGGGGAGGAUGCAAAGAUGCUCGAAACAAAAGUGGCAAGUCACAAAACAACUCUAGAAGUUGCAUCUGCACAAAGUGAAGCAGAGAGUAGCAGUGCCAGUGCAGAGGAGGAAAUGCAGAUGGUGACAGCCAGGCCAGUGUUUGAGGGCAAAAAAGCCCGAGGCAAGAGUUUAAGGAGAAGGUGGAAGAAAUAAUGCUAGCUAGAAACAUAUAUGGGGCUUUAAAAAUCAUCUCUGUGUUUCUCAACCUUGGCAACCUGAAGACAUGUGGACUUCAAGGCUGGCUGGGGAGUUCUAGGACUUGAAGUCCAUGCCUCUUCAAGCUGCUAAGAUUAAGAAGCACUGCAUUAUCUUAUAAAAUGCAUAAUAUUCUUUUCAUUAGAAAGGUAUUUUCCACUUUCUUUAUCAAUUUUGUAUAUAUUGUUACUGUUCACAUACUUAACAGCAUGAUAUGAAUGUUUAAAAAAAACCUUUUUUUUAAAAAAAGGUAAACAUCUGUUUUCUCCUCAAGAAAGUGUCUGCUAAAGUUUGUUAGCUUUGAGAAUUAUCUGAGAUAAUUUGUGACCUGUAUUGUUUUCAGAAGGAAAAUGAAUUCAAUUUAUGGUGCUGCUAAUUGACAUUAAGCUUCACACUUCAAAAAACAAAAAAAACAAUCAAAACCGCACAAGUGACCUACUGUUCAGAGCUUUUGUAGUUCAUUAGUAGGAAAUAAGUGGGACAACUGAAUUUCCUUCGUAUCUUGCCAUGCCACUUAUAUUAAACAUCAGUUUGUGCAUUUUGCGGUGCAAGGAAACUUUGAUGGAAAGAGGAGAGUUAAUCAUUUUGAUCUUGCUACAAGUGGAUAUUAAAUGAAAUGGAAAUGAGAUAUCAAACAAGGGGCAUAAAUAAAUUGAAGAAAAGCAAAGAAUAGACUCAAAGUUUAGAUCAGAUUUAAAUUUCAUUUUCUGUAUAGUUAAAUUAUGAAGCUUGCUGUGUCAAUCUUUUUGAUCUAAAAGAUCCCAAUAAAAAUGGAUGAAAAUACACUAAAUGAUUGGCAGCAAAAAAAUAAAAAAGAGUAUAUAUAGCCUAAUGAGAUUCCCAGGAUAAAAUUUAGAGAUCUGAGUUUCAAAAUGUGUUACAUAUAAUUAAGACCAUUUAUUAGAGUUUUUAAAUCAAGGGAGGUUUGAUUCCCAAAGUGAACAAGUUAAAGAGUGAUUAAAUGAGUGCAGAAUUCAAAGAGAAUGAUCAAUAUGCAACAAUAUCAAUGAAAUAAAUAUAUUUGGUCAGUAUUAUUCUCAGAGAAAAUUGGUUAUCAGAUUUUUUCCCCCUUUCCAUUCAAUCAUGUCUGAUUUUCAGAGACUGCUUUAUAAAUUCCUUCUUGGCAAGGUUUUUAAGAAGUGGUUCGCCAGUGCCUUCUUUCUAGGGUUGAGAGAAAGUGACCUUGCCCAAGAUCAUUGCAAGGUAGGAUUAGAAUUCACAGGCUCCCAGUUUCUAGCCUGAUGCCUUAGCCACUAGACCAAAUUGGUUGUCAUCAGAUCUUUUAAUGGUGGUAUAUUAUUUUAGCGUUGAUUAUCGGAAUAGACAAUUCAUUCUCAAAAUAUUCCUGAAAAUGCUAUAGUAAUACUUGAUCAUUUUUCUUAUGUGAUGUCAUGUCAUGUUGUAAAGUCUUAACAGUUGUGGGAAAUGAUUUACAAUAGAAUGAAAUAAAUGUUCCGUUCUAGCUUGUCAGAUUUUUGUUAAUAUUGCUAAACUUUAUAUUCCCAUAAUAAGGUAUACUGAAUUAGGUUUCUGGAUGUAAUAGCUACAAGAAUUCUGUAUCCCUCUGCAUGCCACCAACUGAAAAUACAAUUCCUUCCAUAGAAGAAUGAGAAAGCAAAUCGUAGGAGUAUGUUCUACUGUCUUAGGUUAACUCUGUUAGUCUAUUGUAGCAAAAAAAA